AAUACAGUAGUAGUAUAGUAUACACAAACAUAUCAUUGCAUUUACACAUAAGACGUGUAGUAAUAAGCAACAGUUUUUUUUCAAACGUAAGCCAGCAUGACGUCCACAAAGAUAACAACUGCAAUAUUAUUGGCAAUAUGCUUGUUUUUGUGUCUGGCCACGACUUCUCUGGCCCGCUAUAUACCAUCACCCGAGUUACAGAAAGAAGACUCUCUCGCCGAAAUCCUGCCUAGCGUAGUUAAUGAACUCGCCAAAAAUCAGUUCAUGAAAGACGCCAACUCUAAAUUGAUGUUCUACGCUAAAGUAUGGGAAGACUAUUCCAGUAAUAUUAUGAGAAAAAAGCUCAACGAAUUUGAACGCGACAAGCAUUCAAAAACAAAAGCCCAAUUGCUAAAGGAAAUUAACGUAACCAAAGAAGACGCCGCCAAAAAACUGUUCGAGAUGAUCAGAAGAGAAGACGUCGAGCUAGGAAAAUUGUUAGAUGAGCUCUUAAUGAAAAUAGGAGAAAGGAAUAUAGUUUUCGAGGACAUUGCAACGUACUAUUUAAAAAACAGUAUCGACGAUGAAAAUAUGUAUUAUAUGUAAUAAUAGCGGCUAGUCGUUAACGCAUAAAAUUGUUAUAAUUGUUAUUUAUUUUUGUGUAACUAAAUUUGUUUAAUUUAUUAGCGCGUGAGAAUACACUAUAGAAACUGCACUUAGGUUAAUUUUAAUAUUCUUAUGGGCUUUUUUUCCACUUACGGUAUGUCACGUUUGGAGAAUAUGGUGGUGUGGAGGCAGUACUGUUAGAACAUUUGUAGAUGCUAGGAAAGCGAUAAAUACCGAGUUGUCACCAAACAGAAUUAUUUUUUAUUAAAAUAGAAUACACUUUAUAAACAACAAAAUAAAAAUACAAACUCGUUCUCUGUUUUUUUGCUUCAAUCUAACA
Adelges cooleyi (spruce gall adelgid) is the source of this 925-nucleotide messenger RNA. RefSeq lists its product as uncharacterized. NCBI's taxonomy places the organism in Eukaryota, Metazoa, Arthropoda, Insecta, Hemiptera, Adelgidae. The coding region runs from base 97 to 585 and encodes 162 amino acids. The record is from RefSeq and is a predicted model, not a curated record. The transcript has 3 exons.